Caenorhabditis sp. 36 PRJEB53466 is the source of this 2679-nucleotide messenger RNA. NCBI's taxonomy places the organism in Eukaryota, Metazoa, Nematoda, Chromadorea, Rhabditida, Rhabditidae. The record is from the annotation of a GenBank genome assembly.
AUGAAAAUCGACAAAAUCUUGCAGAAAAUGAAUAAUCAACCGCCCAACUACCCGCCCGGGCAGUACUAUCCGCCGCACAUGUACCCGCCGACGAUGCAGACCGGAUUGCCCCAGUACAUGGGCCAAACGACGCCACAAUACCCUCCUCCGCAGACGCCCACCCCUGCCUACAUGAGUAUGUUGCCUCCGGUCCCAACUGGCCAACGCCUUUUCGUGUAAGCCUUUUCAGUCAAGCAAGAGCAGGCGUGGAGCGAGAACCGGUACGCGAUGCAGGGACCGUCGGCCACGCCGGCGCCCCAACCGCCCCCACAUUACAUGCAACACUCGGCAGCAAUGCAGCAGGGAUUCGCAAUGCCGCCCGGGUACCUGUCUAAUCCGAGCAUGGACAUGGCAUCCAAUCAGUUAGUUUGGAGGGGAUGAGCAGGGCUGGGUGAGCAUGCUUAAGGCGCCUUUAACUGUUUUGUGCCUGUGCCUCUCUCUCUCUAUCUCUUUUAGCACUCAAAACGCUUUUCUCUCGACCAACGAGAACCGAAUCGCUCACCCAGCCCUGGGCAACGAAUGGGCGGAGUCGAGAAGCUCUGCCCUUUUUGGAGCUUUUAGAGCUGAAAAAAGGAAUUACAGACAGCAAAUACCGCAGUACCCAGCCUCGAUGAGCCAUCAGCAGCACUACCAGCAACAGCAGCAGAGACAAAUGUCGAUGGCUCAGCAAAUGGGUCAGCAAGUUGCUCAGCAAGCGCCGCCCACGCAACAGGCUCCCACUUCGCUUCUCGCUCAGCACUUGGCCGCAGGACCGAUACAGACCCAGCAGCCACACCUUCACCAGCUCCUGCAGCAGCCGGUCUUCCAGCAGCAGAGCCAUCCGCAAGCGAUGGGACAGCCCGAGAUGGGUGCUCAAUCGGGAAUGACGAUGAAUCAGCAGCAGCAGUACAUGGUCGAGCAUCAGCAGAGAAUGGCUCAGAUGCAGGUGAUUGCUUGGGGGGAAAUCAAGUUCUACUACGUUGUAGCGCCCUGAAAAUCCCUCGGAUAUGGGCUCAGAUUCGUCAUUUUGAGCUUGAGAAAGUAUUUUCUCUAACUUCAUUUAAACAAUUGUAUAACUUAAAGAACGAAAUCCUAGCAGUAGUUUCUAAUCCAGAACAACAAUUAAAGGCACAUCUCCGUCAACAGGCCUACCAGCAACAACAGCAGCAGCAGUUGAUGUACGAUCAACAACAGCAGCAACAGCAACAGCAGAUGCUCCAAAUGCAACAGCAGCAACAGCAACAGCAACUUCAACAGCAACAGAUGCAAAUGCAGCAACAGCAGCAGCAGAGAAACGCGCAACUCGCGUCCGGAUACCAAUCGGAUCAAAAUUCGUGCGGAAAUCAGUUCCCCGGCUCGCAGUCUUCGGUGUAUUCGCAGAGAACGCAGGUUGGAAACUGAGCUGAGCGCGAUUCCGAGUUCGGAAUUUCAAUUGGGAGCUCAUUUGUAGUCGGGUCUUACAGGAAACCCAUGAAAUAUUAUGUAGCGGGAAAGUUUUACGGUGAAACAUCAGAAGAUGGAAAAGAGAAAGAAGAUUAGAGACUAAUGGGCUUUUGAGAUUAUCCACUUUUCAUCAUUCGAUCCGCUUUCUCAAAUAUGUAAAAAAAAAAAAGGAUUUUCGGGGCUUCGACUUUUGAACCAGUUGGAGAUUUCUAUGAAGUAGUUGACUGACAAUAAUCCUGUGCUUUCCGAACUUUCCAGGUGCUUUUCUAUCAUGAAAAAACGAACGGAUAAUCUUAAAAGAACUUUAGACGAUUAAUCCCUUCUUCUGACUAUUCUGGCAUUUUCAGCAUUUUCGGAGCCUCAAAUUUAUAUAGAACAUUUUCAGGAACCAGAGAUGCACUACUUUGUAGCGGGCCCGCUCACCCGUCCAACUGGCAACAAUAACAACAAGGAAGAGCUCGAGAAGAUUUCGACGGGAGAUUUGUGCAAUCUCGGCAAGGAGCUCGUCUGCGAUCUCAACUCAAAGUCCGUGCAGAUUUGACCGUAAUCACCUCCUCCAUUGUCUAUUUUCAGAACGUGUCUGCUGACCCAAAUGCUCAAAAAAGUGACGGAGCGGAAGCCGUUGAUGCAGGGAGAGAAUCCGAGCGAACUGUCCGACGAGUGCGCCGAUUGUUUGCAGAGAAUGAGCCUGAUUCGGUAACAGAUUCUAUUGAUGUUUGAGGGAAAUUGACGGGUUUUCAGGACGAUCAUCGAGAAACGUCGUCCGCCGGAAUGGCAGAGAAUGAGCGGAGACGACUAUCUCGCGCUGAUGCUCGACGAUUCCGAACUGAACGAAAUGGACGAGGAGACCAAGAAGCGCCGGGAAAAAAUUGAACGAAGUACGGUUUUCUACUCUAUAUCAUAGCUUCCCCAUCAAUAUUUCGCUUCCAGAAGUGCCGACGGUCUCCUCGAAAGUGCCGCUGAACGAAGGAGAUGUUUGGUACGAGGGCAGAUGGAUUACGAAGCCACUUUACGAGAAAUAUAUGGUUUUUGAGGCGAACAAGUGAGAAAAUCUCUGAUUCGUCUCUAGAAAACAUUUUUUUCAGGGAAAAGAUCAAGCAAUUGUCGAGUAAACUGAAAGGAUUGGCGUGGAAAAUCGAGGUGACGAAUCCGAACAACCUGAAGAAGGUGGAUCAGACGAAGAUAUCGAAGAAGAAACCCGAGGAGACGUCCGGAUAG